AUGGUUAUUCAGAAUCCUGUGUGGUCCGGGGGUUCAUUCCCUCCCCGGUACCCAACCUUUGCCGAAGAGAUCCGCAAAGUCUUCCAGCACGCAUCCAGUGACCAAGAGCCAUCCCAGCGCCUGAUCGCCCUUAGCCAUGGCAGGAAAACUGUGGCAGACCAUUCCAUCGACUUCCGCACUCUCGCGGCGGCCACCACAAGCCCCCAAGCCCUCCCUGGAGAAGGUUCUAAGAACGUCAAUCCAGAUGCCCUAUCCCAGCAAUUCGACACCUGCUCCGAGCGAGUGUCGCCUGAGAAUAUCCUCCCGGGUUCCUGCAUUGUCGUUUCCGUAACCUGGAAGAUUGAGGCGGUGAUCCAGAGGGCUCUACGGGAGGAGCCCAAUCCCAGGCCCAACCCCGGAGCACGCCUCCACGUCCCCUCAGCUGCUCAGACACAGCUCCAACCUCUGCCCGUGCCCAGCCAACAGGAGAGGGGGCAGUGGGGGAGUAAGGUGGAGUUCCUCCUGGCAGUGGCAGGGAACAUAGUGGGGCUGGGAAACGUGUGGAGGUUCCCAUACCUCUGCUACAAGAAUGGCGGCGGAGCGUUCCUUGUGCCAUAUCUGGUCUUUGUGGUCACCUGUGGGAUGCCCCUGUUCCUGCUGGAGACUGCCAUGGGGCAGUACACCCAGGAGGGGGCCAUCACCUGCUGGAGGAAGCUGUGCCCAUUGGCUGAGGGGAUUGGCUAUGCAGGUCAGCUGAUCCAGUUUUACAGUUGCAUGUGUUACAUCAUCAUUCUGGCCUGGGCCCUCUUCUACCUCUACUUCUCCUUCAGCUCCGAGCUGCCCUGGGCCAGCUGCUCCAACACCUGGAACUCAGAUCACUGUGUGGAUUUCUCCAAUCAAAACCUCACUGCAAACUGGACCCAACAGCCCAACAGCUCAUCUUCUGCAGCCACCGAGUUUUGGGAGAGACGUGUGCUGCUGAUCUCGGGGGGCAUUGAGGAGGUGGGCAGCGUGAGGUGGGAGCUGCUCCUGUGCCUCAUCACUAUGUGGGUCAUCUGCUACUUCUGUAUCUGGAAGGGGGUGAAGUCUACAGGCAAGGUGGUUUAUUUCACAGCUACAUUCCCAUACGUGAUGCUUUUGGUGUUGUUGAUACGAGGGCUAACUCUACCUGGAGCUCUGCAGGGGGUGGAGUUCUACCUGUACCCUGACCUCUCUCGCCUGGCAGACCCACAGGUGUGGAUGGAGGCAGGAUCUCAGAUCUUCUUCUCCUACAGUGUUGGAGCGGGUACUCUGACUGUGCUGGGUAGCUACAACACCUAUAACAACAACUGCUACAAGGACAGUUUAUGGCUGUGUCUGCUGAACAGCGGGACCAGCCUGGUGGCAGGAUUUGCGGUCUUUUCUGUGCUGGGGUUCAUGGCACAUGAGCAGGGUGUCCCCAUAGAGGCAGUGGCAGAAUCAGGACCUGGUCUGGCAUUCAUUGCGUACCCUCAAGCAGUAGCAAUGAUGCCCCUACCUCAGCUGUGGGCCGUCUGCUUCUUCAUUAUGAUCAUCCUGUUGGGCCUGGACUCUCAGUUUGUGGGGAUGGAGGGCUUGAUCACAUCUGUGACGGACUUGUUUCCCAAGGUACUACGUAAGGCCAAAAACAGAGCGAUCUUCCUCCUGCUCUUCUGCCUCACCUGCUUCGUCUUGCAGCUGGUGAUGGUCACACAGGGGGGGAUGUAUGUGUUCCAGCUCUUCGACUACUAUGCCAGCAAUGGGGCCUGUGUGUUCUUCCUGUGUGUGUUUGAAGUUCUGCCCAUGGGCUGGCUGUUUGGGGCGGAGCGCAUGAUGGAUGUGAUCGAGGACAUGACCGGGGAACGGCCCAGCCUCAUCUUUAAGCUCUGCUGGCUCUACUUCACCCCACUGGUGACCCUGGGAUCCUUCAUCUUCUCUCUGGUGAAGUACCAGCCCCUGACCUUUAACCACUGGUAUGUGUAUCCAGACUGGGCGUACGUGCUGGGCUGGCUGCUGGCCCUCUCCUCUGUUGUACUGGUGCCGGGGUGGAGUGUGGUCAAGCUCUCCAUCAGCACUGGCACUCUCAGACAGCGAUUGUCUCAUCUGUGUCACCCUGAUGAUGACCUGCCCCUGACCCGGAAGCAAAUGGCAGAGCGGGGGAAUGCAGUUUCUGCUACAGAGCUGGAAGAGUUCAGGACCAACUAA
This is a messenger RNA of Conger conger (European conger), 2181 nucleotides long. Its product is annotated as sodium- and chloride-dependent GABA transporter 2-like. Gene Ontology annotation, cellular component: membrane. Lineage: Eukaryota; Metazoa; Chordata; Actinopteri; Anguilliformes; Congridae. The transcript is spliced from 18 exons. The record is from RefSeq and is a predicted model, not a curated record. The coding region runs from base 1 to 2181 and encodes 726 amino acids. Gene Ontology annotation, biological process: sodium ion transmembrane transport.